Paramacrobiotus metropolitanus is the source of this 1553-nucleotide messenger RNA. RefSeq lists its product as uncharacterized. The coding region runs from base 509 to 1435 and encodes 308 amino acids. The record is from RefSeq and is a predicted model, not a curated record. Lineage: Eukaryota; Metazoa; Tardigrada; Eutardigrada; Parachela; Macrobiotidae. The transcript has 4 exons.
AGAGUUGGUGUACGGGAAAAAUGUGCAUCCAAUAUACACACUCUAACCGGGCAAAACGCACGAUUCCCAGUUGGCGUGCAUUGAUAAAUUUCUGAUGUUUCUCAACUUCUGGUCUGGAGAACCUUCUUGAAUAUUAAAAAAAUUAGAGCUCUAAUAAUUAUUAAUUAAAUUUAUGCUCAAAAGCAGCCAUUAACUUAAAUCUUUGCUGUCAGCUCGAAUUCAAACACUGAUUUGUUGUGGUUUUUGGGGUGCCCCUGCAGAGUGAGGGGUACGUUCAGCAAUCAGCGUCAACAUUCUACAGCUACAGAACAAUUCGAGUUCUCAGAUACAGAGCUUCUUUUCUAAGGUGAAUUACAAUUUUAAAGAAAAUGUUUGAUUCUGGACAGAUUCAGAAGGAGAGUUCAUCUUGAAGUCAAAUCAAGCAUUAUUUCGUAGGCGUGCAUUUUGCCCGGUUAGAGUGUGUAUAUUGGAUGCACAUUUUUCCCGUACACCAACUCUGUGGUACAAGAUGUGCGAGCCACUACAGUACCCUCAUUCCUGCAACCCAGUUUGCAAGAAACGAGGGUGUGGAGUACUUUACGUUUGCGAUGGUAUCUGGAAGGCUCAUUUUAAGCACUGCUCGUUUAUCGUACAGAACCACAUUAGCGACAUUCCUCUAGUGAACUUCCCUAGCAUCUGUACCGAGGAACCGAUUAGAGCAAAGGGCAGCAAGUUCUGCCCAAAGCAUGCAGUGAUUGCAGAAUCACUAGGAAUAAAUCCCACUGGUUCUUCGCGCAAUGAUCUUCGUUCAGAGAUACCAGGUAUGCAGAUACUUUUUCAAGCCGCACAUCAGACUUCUGCAGCAAAGGGAAUCGAAUUACCUUCGAACUCCGAAGCAUCCACUUUGCCUUGUUACAAACAACUCGGAGAAACAAAAACAAAAAUUGAUAGGUCGCGGGGAUAUCUUUUUAUCGUGCGAGCAGGUGGCCAUGUCGAAAGUUUCGCUCCCAUAUAUGGGUCAGAGUCUCCCUCGCAAGUGUUUCUGAUCCUUAUCGCAUGGAUGUACUUAGUGCUACAGGGUGUUCCAGUGGAGAAGUGGGGAGAAAUUUUCAUCGCAUACGAUAACAUGUGCAAUCUGGACAAAAUUCGGGCAACCAAAGUAUUGCUCCCGCUGCCGUACCCAUACAACAGCCUUUGGAUUAAUGGAAUGACAAAAGUGAUUGACGGGUUUCAUUUGUCCAAUCACAAGAGCGGAGAUUGCCACACUAAGUACAAUCCGGAACACAUCAAACAAAUCCAUCCUAAUCUAGAGACAAGCAACACCCAGGCAUGCGAACAGACCUUUAGUUGGCUUGGUGCCUUUCAGUAUGCAUUGUUUCAAAUGCCUAAGUAUCAUCAGAUAUUUUUUCUCCAUCGCAUCGUGCAGCGCCGCAAUCGGUACCUGGAAAAAAGAUGAUUCUGUGGACUCAGCCUACUUUUAUAAUGUUCUGUAUUAUAAGGUGUUAUAACUUUGUGAAUGUUUUUGCUAGUGACACAAGUACAAAUUGGGCUCGAAUUUAGAAUCAUUCCGAAUG